Messenger RNA from Durio zibethinus, 2259 nucleotides. RefSeq names its product (+)-delta-cadinene synthase isozyme A. Gene Ontology annotation, biological process: diterpenoid biosynthetic process. Lineage: Eukaryota; Viridiplantae; Streptophyta; Magnoliopsida; Malvales; Malvaceae. Gene Ontology annotation, molecular function: terpene synthase activity; magnesium ion binding. The record is from RefSeq and is a predicted model, not a curated record.
AAUUCCCAUAUAGAGAAAUGGCAUCACAAGUUUCCCAAAUUCUUGCUGCACCCCAUAAUGCCAUUUCCUCCAAUAUGGAAAAUCGUCCCAAGGCCGAUUUUCACCCUGGCAUUUGGGGAGAUGUGUUCCUCAAUUAUCCUCAUAAGGAUAUUGAUACUACAACUGAGUUACGAUAUGAAGAAUUGAAAGAAGAAGUGAGGAAGAUGCUUUUGGCACCUAUAGAUAAUUCAAACCAAAAGUUACCCCUCAUCGAUGCCAUCCAAAGGUUGGGUGUGAGUUACCAUUUUGAGAAAGAGAUUGAAGAUGAAUUAGAAACAAUAUACCGUGACAACAAUGAUAUUGAGAACGAUCUCUACACAACAGCUCUUCGUUUUCGAUUACUUAGAGAGCAUGGCUUUUAUGUUUCAUGCGAGGUAUUCAACAAGUUCAAAGAUGAGGAAGGAAAUUUCAAGCCAUCCGUGACGAGUGAUGUGCGAGGAUUGUUGGAACUCUACGAAGCUUCCUAUAUGAGAGUGCAUGAGGAAGAUAUACUUGAUGAAGCAAUUUCUUUCACCACUACUCACCUAACUCUUGCAGCAGCAAGUUUACACUAUCCUUUGUCAGAACAGGUUGCUCAUGCCUUAAAGCAGUCAAUCCGAAGAGGCUUGCCAAGGGUAGAGGCUAGGCACUACAUUUCCAUAUACCAAGAUCUUGAAUUUCAAAAUAAGGCACUGCUGGAGUUUGCAAAGAUAGAUUUCAAUUUGGUACAACUUUUGCACAGGAAAGAGCUAAGUGAGAUCUGUAGGUGGUGGAAAGAUUUAGACUUUACAAGAAAGCUACCAUUUGCAAGAGAUAGAGUGGUUGAAGGUUACUUUUGGAUUAUGGGGGUAUACUUUGAGCCCCAAUACUCUCUUGGUAGAAAGAUGUUGACAAAAGUAAUAGCCAUGGCAUCUAUCGUGGAUGAUACAUAUGAUUCUUAUGCAACAUAUGAUGAGCUCAUUCCCUAUACAGAUGCAAUCGAGAGGUGGGAUAUUAAAUGCAUGGAUCAGCUCCCAGAUUACAUGAAAAUAAGCUAUAAGGCUCUAUUAGAUGUUUAUGAAGAAAUGGAACAGCUUUUGGUGGAGCAUGGGCGACAAUACCGGGUCGAGUAUGCAAGAAAGGCGAUGAUACGACUUGCUCAAGCUUACCUUCUGGAGGCCAAAUGGACGCAUCUAAACUACAAACCAACAUUUGAGGAGUUUAGGGCUAAUGCAUUGCCAACCUCUGGCUAUGCCAUGCUUGCUAUUACAGCUUUCGUGGGCAUGGGAGAUGUUAUAACCCCAGAGACCUUUGAAUGGGCAGCCAGUGACCCUAAGAUAAUCAAAGCUUCCACAAUCAUUUGCAGGUUCAUGGAUGAUGUUGCUGAACACAAGUUCAACCACAGGAGAGAGGACGAUUGCUCAGCCAUUGAGUGCUACAUGGAGCAGUACUGUGUAUCAGCAGAAGAGGCAUACGCUGAAUUUAACAAGCAUAUCGAGAGUUCCUGGAAGGAUAUGAAUCAAGAGUUCCUGAAACCAACCGAAAUGCCAGUACCAGUUCUCAAUCGUAGUCUCAACCUAGCAAGGGUUAUGGAUGUACUUUACAGAGAGGGAGAUGGUUACACACAUGUGGGGAAAGCAGCUAAAGGUGGGAUCACUUCGUUGCUGAUUGAUCCAAUCCCGCUUUGAAUUACCUCUUUGGAGCUGAUUCCUAUGGAAUAAAACAAUAAAGUUUGAUCCUCAAGGAAGAGUAAUCGUUGAUAACUUAAUUUGUUUUCUUCUUUUAUACGUAAAAGAAUGCCCAAAUCGACAGUCUUUGUACUUUGACCCUUUUUAAGAUAAUAAAAUUGUUUGCCGCCUUUGUCGUUGUGCGUGUUCUGUUCUUUGAAUUUCUAGUUUCUAUUGUUUUGACUUGGUCUCGUGCUAUGAAUUUAAUAGAUCCAAGCUUCCAUCGAAGUGUAUCUGGGAUGCUAUGCAUAACAAUUGAAACAGAAGGAGUGUCACGGUUUAAGCUUUCUCCAAACGAUAGACCGGUAUUUAAAUGGACGCUCCCACCUAAGUCAACCAACGAUAAUUCGAUAUCUAAACAAGCAAUCAUAAGCCAUAGCUAAUCUCAAGCAUAUACAAGAAAACACAUUCAUAUUGAAAGAACGAAAAACACAUCAAGACAACACUCGAAACUUUCGAAUAAAAGACGUAUGUUAUUAUUAUCGAAAAUAGUACAUCGAGACUUCACAGCAUCGUCGAGGCCAGGGGGUAACCU